Passer montanus (Eurasian tree sparrow) is the source of this 2834-nucleotide messenger RNA. RefSeq names its product small integral membrane protein 38 (gene SMIM38). Bases 41 to 172 code for a protein of 43 amino acids. Lineage: Eukaryota; Metazoa; Chordata; Aves; Passeriformes; Passeridae. The transcript has a single exon. The record is from RefSeq and is a predicted model, not a curated record.
UUGGGUUUUUUUUGCAUUACCUCAUUAUUCUAGCUUAAGUAUGGAAUCAGUCCUUUUGAUGGUUUUACUGGUUGUAAUUAUAUUAAUACGAUUCAUUUUGUGGUCCUGUCUUAAUGCUUAUAUAGAUUAUAAACUGUCCCAAAGGUUUCCUGACACAAAAAAAGAGGACUAAGAGACUUCAAAAGGCUCAUUCAGGUUUGAAUUGACAAUGGGGAGAGCUGGGUAAGGUAAAUGGAGCUAGAGCAGCUUUUACCUUGGGAUCUGAUGAGAGAGAAAUGACCUGUUGAGACUGCAGCUGAGUGAAGAUCCUUCAGAAAGCCUCAUGCUGACAACUGAUUGAGUCAAAUGACUUCCUGUCCAACUUGGGCAUGAAUUUGCUGUUGGGAACAGACUUGUGGACUUCUGCCAAUUAAAUGAUGUGGACAGUCUGGAAGGAACCCUCUUGCUGGGCAGUCCAAGAGUGCUUAGUGUCCACAUGCCAUACUGUGGGCUGGCAGGAGUGGAUUUUUACCUGUUUGUUACCAAAUUCCUCAUGACAUGGCUCUUCCCAGCCAGUCAGAUCUAAAACUGAACUAAUGAUUUUAGCUGACCAUAACCUGCCAAAUGUUCACAUUUCUUAGCAAGUGAUGUAUACGAGUGCCAGUACAAGGUGGAUUCCACUGGAAUAAUCUCUUCCAUGGAAGACAGAUUUGUGUCUCAGAGAUUGUGUGAUGGACCCUGGCCGUGCUUCAGCACCAACAACGGGUGGGGUGGCACCACAAGUGAGUUUUGAUACCAAAGCCCUGCAAGUGACCUUCAUGUCUAGCCUGAAACAAGCACCCUACUAGGACACUGGAGGAUUUGAGUACUUGCCCAAGGACAAAGUGACUUGGGAUUUCUUGAUUAAUUUACCUGGCAAAAGGAAGUAAUUUUUUUCAAAGGAACUGUCUUCUUUAAAAUAGGUGUUAAUACAACAGUCAAACAACCUAAAUCUUACUGCAACUCAGUGUAAUACUGUCUUUUAAGAACUGAAUUUUUCUACAGUAACGAUAGGAAAAUUGUAUCACCUUGCCCAAGAAAUGCACUAUCCUUGGCCUAGUCACUCUUUAAAAAAAGGUUUUUUAAAAAUCCUUUUUUUUUUUUCCAUCAUUUUCUAUCUCAUGAAAGAGAAGGUUACCACUUCAUAUACUUAUUUUUAUAUCUCUUGGUAGCUCACAUAAUGAUAUCAGAGUCCAGCUAGGUAAAAGCCUACAUUAUUCCCAUACGGAGUUUCUGGCCCAUUCAUGACUCACACACUCCUACAGCCUUGUCAUUAGUAACUGCUCAUCAGCCCUUGUAAUUUUGUCUUUUAGACUCUCCUAAAAGUCAGACAUGAGAGCUGGUAUGUGCUUAGGCAGGGAAGCAGGGUAAAUGUCAGGUCAAUUGAUUUCAGCAUCAGAUUUUAUUUUUGGUGGAUGACCAAUCUACAAAACAGCUUGUAAUGCUUGAAGGUGCAUGUCAUGGGCUUGAAAUCCUGCCAGACAGCAAUAAAUUAUAUGCAGAUGUAACUAACUCCUUGUCUGUUUCUCUGAUUCUUAAUUUUAAUGAUAGUUCUGUCCUUUUUUUGUUUUCCCAACCCCAGCAAGCCACAAAAGGAAAGUGAAAUGUUCUUGAUGUGCAGACAUACCUUUUAUAAUGAGUAACUGGAAAAACAGUGAUAGUGAUCCAUUUUUCUUCUUUCAGUUAAUCAUCACUAUUCUGAGCUGUUGUGUGCAAAACAAAGCUUGUGGAAAAAUUGAUAGUGCCUUUAAGAAAUAAAUCUUCUAAUUCUUUAUUUCAGUCCUAUUGAAAUUGCAUUUGACAGUAUGCUGUUUGUAUUAAUUGUUUAAAAGUGUGGAUGUAAUGAGAAGACAUACAGGUGAACUUGUGGUUUACUGCCUUUAACAUUUGGGGAUAUUGGAACUGACACCAGUGUGGAAUUCACAACUUUCAUUUUUUUAUCCCCGCAGGGCAGCGUUUCAAGUUUUCCCUGUAAAUCAGAGCUUGUAGUCUUGUUAUGGACCAUACCCUAUGGACUGGAUCCCUUGGUAUUUAUGUACCUAAAACAUUUGAUUUGGACCUUAUUUUAGUCACGUGAGUUGUACUCUGAUUAUAAGAGUGGUCUGGCCAAAUAUUUUUUGGCAUAAUAUUGCUCUGUGUCCUACAGUGGUAAAACUGGCUGCAAAACCAAGCAGUUUAUUAGAACAUCCAUGUUUUGAGACACAUUUAAUUAAUUUAAUAAUCAUAAAAAUUUUGACUGAAGAGUUAAUUUAGAUCUUGUUGCCUACUAAACUCCUUAAGCAUUCAAAGUGUUUUUAGUUUUGGUUAAUUUCUCAUUGCAUUCAUAUUGUUGUUAUCCGAUCCUGCAGGAUGUGGGAAGCCAUCCUGUUUAUUCUGCAAUACAAAAUUAGGACUAUCACACUUUCAGGAGUGCAAAAUAUAAAGGAGAUUGAGAUCUUCCUCUUUACCCCCAUAGGUAUUUUCCCUCUCUCUUUUCAUGGAGAUAAGAAAAAUCUAAGCCCCUUAAGUGUGGUAUGAUGUGAAAGUAUCCACUGGUAUUUCCUGGUAUUUCCUAUGGAGCAGUGUGCUGACAUUCAGAUAUUUAAAAGGUAUUUGUACCCUCUUGGUUUUUUUGCAUUUAAGGAUGUAUUUAAAAUUAAACAAUGUCACUUUUGAGCUGUGGACAGAAUGAAUAAAGAUUACGGGGUGGAGCCCCCUUUCAAGACAUGAAACAAAGGUUUGUGUAAAGAAAGAGAAAAAUAAAAGUGAAAUACUGUUAUAUUAAUAUCCUUUCUAAUGUAAAGUCAUUUGUAUUUUUUAUAUAUUGAUUAAAAUCU